CAGAAGUCGCUCAUGUAUAACUACUAAACAGACGACAAGAAGCAUACAGAUACAUUACUGAUUUUAAAAGCUUUGGCAGUAACUACAACCUGUGAAAAUGGCAAACGUGUAUUCAUUGGAUGGUUUACUGGUGUUCGGCUUGCUGUUCAUCUGCACGUGUGCUUACCUGAAGAAAGUGCCUCGAGUGAAGGGCUGGCUGCUGGCAGAGAAGAGAGGGGUCUGGGGUGUGUUCUUCAAAGCAUCUGUGAUUGGGACCAGACUUCACCUGACAGUGGCUCUAUCCUGUGUGACCAUGGCGUUUUACGUUCUCUUUCUGAAAUGACCAAAUAGGAGGCUGGACUGUCUAGUCUGGUCCCAGAUUUGUUUGACAAUGACAACAAUGGAUUUGGCAAGACCGCACAAACAGAUCUGGGACGAGGCUACAUGGACACUGCCGCUGAGCUUGGAACCAAUGAACAAUGUGGCAAGAAAAGAGGACGGGGCUACACACUUUUGAAAUGUGGUCUUCUGUCUGUCAACACGCCACACACCCUUCACUUUCUGAAGUGAGAUGUUUAUUUUAUUUGGAACGGUGAUGAAAAAGACACUGACUGACACAGAGAUCAACAAAUGAGUGUCCCCCUGUGUGCAGUCAAUGGUCAAAAUGGGGUGGUUGAUUUAUCUAUUUCUGUUAAUAGAGUUUUGAGAUUUUAUGUGGGGGGGGGUUUGCAAGACAAAUGGUACUGGUGUAAAUAUAUUCCAAGUGCCAGUCUUGUUGAAUUUACUGCCAGUUACUUGAGUGAAGAGUGAGGCUUCACCAUUGUGUGACUAGUGCUGUUGGGGUUCAGGACUUUGGACUAAUGUACCUACACAGGACCAAUGUAUAAUAUAGCCAUUAAUUUGACAUGAAACAUGACACUAAUGAUCUGAACCACAUCUUAACAUUUGCCAGUACAGAGAUGCAAAGUGUAUGUUUUUAUAAGUGUGAUUUUCUAAGAUGUGGAUGAGGGUGAACAUGGAAACAAAGUGUUUCCAAUAUAUCACAGUAAAUAAAUGCAUUUUAACAAUUUAUAAGGUAUUUAUAUAUAUGUACAUUACCAGUCAAAAGUUUGGAAAGGACAAAGCCUUUAUUUUUUUUUUUUUUUUUACAAUUUUCUACAUUGUAGAAGAAUAGUGAUGACAUCAAUGCUAUGAAAUAACACA
Oncorhynchus masou masou (cherry salmon) is the source of this 1182-nucleotide messenger RNA. Its product is annotated as protein kish-B-like. NCBI's taxonomy places the organism in Eukaryota, Metazoa, Chordata, Actinopteri, Salmoniformes, Salmonidae. The transcript has 3 exons. The record is from RefSeq and is a predicted model, not a curated record. Bases 98 to 322 code for a protein of 74 amino acids.